Solanum tuberosum (potato) is the source of this 1048-nucleotide messenger RNA. RefSeq names its product 40S ribosomal protein SA-like. Gene Ontology annotation, biological process: translation. NCBI's taxonomy places the organism in Eukaryota, Viridiplantae, Streptophyta, Magnoliopsida, Solanales, Solanaceae. Gene Ontology annotation, molecular function: structural constituent of ribosome. Gene Ontology annotation, cellular component: ribosome; small ribosomal subunit. The record is from RefSeq and is marked provisional.
AAGCUAAGGGAGAGUAACAGAGCACAACAAUGGCGGCAAUCACACAGCAACCAAGGACAUUGACGACGAAAGAGGCUGACAUACAGUUGAUGUUGGCAGCUGAAGUCCACCUCGGUACUAAGAACUGUGACUUCCAAAUGGAACGUUACGUCUUCAAGCGUCGCAACGACGGUAUCUACAUUAUUAACGCUGGAAAGACAUGGGAUAAGCUGCAUAUGGCAGCUAGAGUUAUUGUUUCUAUUGAGAAUCCUCAGGACAUCAUUGUGCAAUCUGCCAGGCCCUAUGGACAGAGAGCCGUCUUGAAGUUCGCACAGUAUACUGGUGCACAUGCCAUUGCUGGCCGUCACACCCCUGGUACCUUUACCAAUCAGCUUCAGACUUCAUACAGCGAGCCACGACUUCUCAUUCUCACUGACCCUAGAACUGAUCACCAGCCUAUCAAGGAAGCUGCACUUGGAAACAUCCCCACUAUUGCCUUCUGUGACACUGAUUCACCAAUGCGUUAUGUUGACAUUGGUAUCCCUGCCAAUAACAAAGGGAAGCACAGUAUUGGUGUUCUCUUUUGGAUCUUAGCAAGGAUGGUACUGCAGAUGCGCGGUACUAUUAGCGCAGGACCCAAGUGGGAUGUCAUGGUGGAUCUCUUCUUUUACAGAGAGCCUGAAGAGGCAAAAGAUCAACAAGAAGAGGAAGUACCUGCUAUUGCUGAUUAUGCAGAAUAUGGUGGUGCUGCUCUUGGUGGUGACUGGACUAGCAGCCAAAUCCCUGAUGCUCAAUGGGCUGCAGAUGGUGCAACAUCUGUUUCUGUAGCUACCGGUGGCUGGUCUGGAGAAGCAGUGGCUGAUGGAGGUUGGGAUGCCGCAGCUGCUCCUCCUGCACCAGUUGGUGUACCAGAAGUGACCCCUACCCCAGCUCCUGCUACUGGCUUGGAAUGAACUUGACUCCUUUAGAAAGUUCUUUUUGGUUAAAAUUAGAUAUGUGAGUUCUUAUAACAGACGGUUUUGUUUACGAUGCAAUUUUAUAAAAUUUUUGGACCUGUUGAUGUACGAAA